This is a messenger RNA of Aspergillus welwitschiae, 1079 nucleotides long. Its product is annotated as Rab family GTPase YPT1. The transcript has 5 exons. Gene Ontology annotation, molecular function: GTPase activity; GTP binding. The coding region runs from base 214 to 873 and encodes 219 amino acids. Lineage: Eukaryota; Fungi; Ascomycota; Eurotiomycetes; Eurotiales; Aspergillaceae. The record is from RefSeq and is a predicted model, not a curated record.
CCGCCAUUUCAAGAGACCGCUCGGUCAUCUCAUUAAGUAGACACUCAAGUAUCGUUUACUACAUCGGCUUGUUGCCACGCCUAAUACCUUUGUCCUGUAACUUCAGCUCUCCACCUUUUCAUCAAACAACUCUCUUAAUUUCGCCUACGUUGACGUGCCGUCCAAGUGCUCCAUCAUGAACCCCGAGUGCCUCCACGAUCCUCCGUCUCUCCCAUGCUUUACUUGGCCGGCGCGGCCCUCUGUGUGCGUAUCGAUCCAUAUGCUAAUAAUUUGGCUAGAUACGAUUAUCUUUUCAAGUUGCUCCUCAUCGGAGACUCUGGUGUCGGAAAGUCGUGCUUGCUCCUACGUUUUGCCGACGAUACCUAUACGGAGAGCUACAUCUCCACCAUCGGAGUUGACUUCAAAAUUCGUACCAUCGAGCUGGAUGGAAAGACGGUGAAACUCCAGAUCUGGGAUACUGCAGGCCAGGAACGUUUCCGGACAAUCACGUCGUCUUACUACCGUGGUGCCCAUGGCAUCUGUGUCGUCUACGAUGUUACCGACAUGGACUCUUUCAACAAUGUGAAGCAGUGGCUUCAAGAGAUUGAUCGCUACGCCACUGAAGGUGUCAAUAAGCUCCUUGUCGGAAACAAGAGCGAUAUGGAAGACAAAAAGGUCGUGGAAUACACAGUGGCUAAGGAAUUCGCCGACAGCCUUGGGAUCCCGUUCUUGGAAACCUCGGCGAAGAACGCUUCGAAUGUCGAGCAGGCUUUUUUGACAAUGGCGAGGCAGAUCAAGGAACGCAUGGGCACUGCGACUGUCAACAACAAGCCAACUGUGCAGGUUGGCCAAGGCCAGGGCGUUCAAUCCGGCUCCGCGGGCGGCUGCUGCUAGACUAUUGAUGAUCCUAAUCCCGCGUUGCAUUACGCCAUAUUGAGACUGUGUGAAAAUUUGGUGAUUAAAGAAGAGGAGCGAUGAGGGAGGCUACCUGCUGCACCCUGCUGCCGGGCAGUCUUUCUCGAAUGCCAGCAUUAUCUCAAAUGUUCUAUGCUGGUAAUGGUCACCGGGAGUAGUUUUCUUUUUUAUGCUUUAGAAGGCUU